This is a messenger RNA of Ananas comosus (pineapple), 877 nucleotides long. RefSeq names its product outer envelope pore protein 16-3, chloroplastic/mitochondrial-like. Gene Ontology annotation, biological process: protein insertion into mitochondrial inner membrane. The transcript is spliced from 3 exons. The coding region runs from base 166 to 651 and encodes 161 amino acids. NCBI's taxonomy places the organism in Eukaryota, Viridiplantae, Streptophyta, Magnoliopsida, Poales, Bromeliaceae. Gene Ontology annotation, cellular component: TIM22 mitochondrial import inner membrane insertion complex. The record is from RefSeq and is a predicted model, not a curated record. Gene Ontology annotation, molecular function: transmembrane protein transporter activity.
AGCUCGACAGAGUUCGAGAGAGCUCGUCACCCCAGGCGAUCGUUUAGUUAAUAAAAAUCUCUACCAUUGUAAUUUUCGAAUUUCCAAAUUAAUUCUGCAUCAUCUUGAGAAUUGAUCUUGUUUCCGACUUCAGAAUCAGCCUCGAGCAUAAGAGGCGAUUCCGUAAUGGACGAAGCGGAGCUCGACGAUUGGGCGGGGGAGGAGGAGGAUUCGGCGGUGAUGAAGACGAUCAAGGGGGCGACGACGGGGUUGGCGGCGGGGACGAUCUGGGGCACGGUGGUGGCGACGUGGUACGACGUGCCGCGCGUGGAGCGGAAGGUGGCGCUCCCGGGCUUGAUCCGGACGCUGAGGAUGUGCGGCACCUACGGCCUCACCUUCGCCGCCAUCGGAGGCGUCUACAUCGGCGUGGAGCAGCUGAUGCAGAAGCACCGGAUGAAGAGGGACUUCAUCAAUGGCGCCGUCGGUGCUUUCGUCGCCGGAGCCACCGUUCACGGAUACAAAGGAAGAAGCAUUCAAACAGCCAUUUCUGCAGGGUCUUGUCUCGCGUUCACUUCCGCAGUGCUCGAUAUCGGGGGUCGGACAACAAGAGUGGACACGGGUAAAGAGUACUAUCCUUACACCACCGGAAGAAAGCCGCCUGCUACUCAAUAAUCUUGCAUAGAGAGCGCGAGCUCCUGAUACUCAUCUUGCAUAUAGUGUGCAGGUUCUUGAUACUCGCGACAGUACUACAGUUUCACAUCUGAGAGUACAUAUAUGCUUGUCUGUAAAACUAAUUACUGUUUCGGCGCUGAAUAGUUGUUCUUGUUCGUUAGGACUGAAGCGCAUUUGUAUUCUCUUCGUUGAUAAUGAUGAUGAUGGCUAGCUUGUUGCAUUGGUC